Molecule: messenger RNA, 1845 nt
Organism: Dichotomopilus funicola
Lineage: Eukaryota; Fungi; Ascomycota; Sordariomycetes; Sordariales; Chaetomiaceae
Product: pseudouridine synthase
Exons: 3
Coding region: 1-1845 (614 amino acids)
Biological process (GO): tRNA pseudouridine synthesis; mRNA pseudouridine synthesis
Cellular component (GO): nucleus
Molecular function (GO): pseudouridine synthase activity; RNA binding
Source: RefSeq, a predicted model, not a curated record
AUGGCAACCAAUGAAACUGCCGGCACUCCGGCCGAUGGGCAAUUGGGGGGCUCCAAUUCGGCACCUGCUCCCCAUCCCUCGUCUAAGAACAACGGCCACUUUGACGGCCGCAACAAAUCCCGAGGAAAUCGCGGCGGCCGAGAUCGAGGCAACGACAAGCAGAAGCGCAAGCAUUCCGGCUUUGGAAGCGCAAAAGGGGAGGUUCCGAAUAAGCGCGAGCAAGUCCGUAACAAUCGCGAUGCGAAGCGACGGAAGGUCAUUGAGGAGGACAACAAGGGGAACAGCUUCAUGAGCAUCGCCUUUACGCCGGAGGAGAUUGCCGCCGAGGAACGCCGCCCCAAGCGCAAGGUUGCUGUGCUAAUUGGCUAUGCGGGCACGGGAUACCACGGUAUCCAGAUCAACCACAAGGAGAAGACGAUUGAGGGCGACAUUUUUGCUGCGUUUGUCGCUGCCGGGGCCAUCUCGAAGGCCAAUGCCGACGACCCGAAGAAGUCUAGUCUCGUGCGAUGUGCCAGAACCGACAAGGGCGUUCAUGCUGCUGGAAAUGUGCUGUCGCUCAAGUUGAUCGUGGAGGACGAGGACGUGGUCGAUAAGAUUAACGAGCACUUGCCGGAGCAAAUAAGGAUAUGGGGCAUCCAGCGGGCCAGCAACAGCUUCAGUUGUUACCAAGCAUGCGAUUCGCGCUGGUAUGAGUACUUAAUGCCUAGCUACGCUCUGCUUCCGCCGCAGCCUCAUAGCUUCCUAGGGAAGAAGGUUGCCGAGUCGGCGAAAGAGAAUCGGGUCUACGAUGAAUAUGUUGAGCGCCUGGACGAUGUGAAGGGAUUCUGGGAGGAAGUGGAGAAGAACGAUAUCGAACCGAUCCUCGAGCAGUUUGAUCCCGAGGUCAGGGCGGAAGUUCUCCGGAAGCUGCACGACACACAGGAUCAAGAUCUUACUGAGGACGGGGUGCCCACGAAGCUGGAGCCCGAGGUAGUCGGUAAGGAUGCUCAGACAACGGAUGGCAACGGAGACGCCGAAAUGACGGAUGUACAACGACCAUCUGAGACGGCCACCGGAAACGACGCCCCCGUUUCCGACGACGCCACACCGAAAGGCCCCAAACCCGACAAGGACCUCACCCCUACCGAGCUCGCCCUUCGCCGAAUCAAGGCCGCCUACGUCGCCGCAAAACGCCGCUACCGCGUGACCCCCGCGCGCAUCGACAAACUCCAAGAUGCCCUCAACCUCUAUCUCGGAACCCACAACUACCACAACUACACCAUCCUCAAGUCCCACAAAGACCCUUCCGCCAAGCGCCACAUCAAGUCCUUCACCGUCAACCGUACGCCCAUCACCAUCGGCGACACCCAAUGGCUCUCUCUCAAAGUGCACGGCCAGUCCUUCAUGAUGCACCAGAUCCGCAAGAUGGUAGCCAUGGCAGUGAUGGUGGCGCGUUGCGGUGCGCCGCUGUCGACGAUCGAGGAAAGCUACGGGUCAAGACGGAUUAGUAUCCCCAAGGCGCCCGGACUGGGGCUGAUGCUGGAGCGGCCGAUGUUUACCGAGUAUAACAAGAAGGCUGCGGGGAUGGGCAAAGACGCGAUCGACUUUGCGCAGUGGGAGGGGAGGAUUGAGAAGUUCAAGGAUGAGCACAUUUAUCGGCGGAUGUUUGAGUUGGAGGAGAAGGAGAAUUCUUUCCAUCUAUUCUUCAACCAGGUCGAUAAUUUCCGCACCGAUUACUUCCUUUGGGUCACUGCUGGUGGUGCUGAAGCAUCACGCGAGCGUUCGGACCGCACCGAGAAGGUGCCUAAGGCGCUGGAGGCUGAGCUGGGCGAUGAGGCGGAUGGUGUGGUUGAGGAGGGUACGUAA